CGAGCAAUAACGUGCUGUUGCUCUGCUGCCGACGAAACGCAGGCUGCAGACACCUCGCAACGCGGCUCCAGUCGCGCGCGAGCACCGUGGCACGAGGGAACACCCCACGAAGACUGCUCGCAGUUAGUUUGUAGGGGCAGCCCCAAACAAGAAGCCCCGCAACCGCAGCCGUAAGCAAGACCAUGGCCCGUAAAAAGGACCGCAGCCGCAGCCGCAGCAGAGAACCAGAAGGCGAGAGCCUCAUGGACCGCGCGGCGCGUUUAGCUGGAGGCGGCUCGCGGCCGGGCACGGCGUCGAGCGUCGGUUCCGACGACGACUGGCGCGGCGGCGACCGCGAAGCUUUAGAUGCGGCGAGGCAAGCGCGGCGGGAACGGAGCCGGUCAGCUCGGAAAAAGCAGAAGGAGCGGGACGACAAGCAUGCGCCCGUCGAGGAGGCCAAAGAAGAGCCUCCAUCGUCAGAACUGAUGGACAAGCUCCACGCGCCGCUCAAACGAUGCUUGAAGCAACUGAAAGAGGGCGCGGAGAAGGCCGUGGGCAAGCCCGUGCCGUUCGCCGUGGAGACGCAGCUAAACGAUGCCGUUCAAUCGCUGCGAGACAUCUGUUCGUCCUACGAUGGAGUGUGGCGCUCUUGCAUCGCACCUCCAUUACGGGGCAAUGCUUUCGAGGGGCCCUACGAGCAGUUGUUCGGCCAUUUGCAGGAAGAACCUGGGUCGAGUAAAUCGCAGCCGAGGGACCUCGGGUCUACUUACAGGUGGCUAUGUGCCGUGACUGAGUUAACCAUCGGUGCGGAACUACGAGCUUUAAGCAAAUCCUCGGACGCCAAAAAAUAUUUGCUGUGGGACCGCAUCAAGAAGGGCUGUCGAGCUUUAUGUGAAAACGCGCCCAAAAAUUUAGAUAUUUUUGCGAGUCAGGCGGGCCGGAAACUAGAGGACCUAGGCGGUCACCGAGGCAUGACGCGACUCGUGGUGGAGAAUGCUGGGAAAAUACCUCUCAUCGCCGCCAAGUGCCUCGAAGCGUCGCUCAUUGACCCGCCCAAGCUCACAGUAGGAACAAGUGUGGAGUUUGCUAAAGGUGCUGAUGAGAUCUUAAGUAAGGGCUCGGUCGUCGGUGUGUCUGGGAGGACCUGUGAUAUUGAGUGUGACGGCACGACAGUUAAAAACGUCCUCAUCGAUAAAGUGAGAAGGUUUAUAUCUAUACCGGAGAGUAAGGCGGUGGGCGCGCUCCAGAAGUGCGACAUUGUUUUGAGGGUUCUGAAACCAGCAUUAGAAGGUGUGGACGUCGGAGCGUUCGCUUCAUUCGUAAACGGCAAGGCGUCGAUCCCCGAACGACUCAUAGCAGGCACUUCCACACUCGUGACGCGUCUUCACACAUCUUCCGUAAAGGAUGCGCUGACUCUGUUGAGAUUAGUUGACGAGGACUUAGACACCGCCGCCAAAACCUUCGACGCCGCGUCGACAGCUCUGAGUGCCGGCGUCGAGGCCGACGUCCGGCCGGGGACACUGUCAGUUCUACUGGAGUUGGUGAGAGCGGCCAAAACUGCUUCCGACAUCGAAGAGAAGCCUGCUGAGGAAGCUCCGGUGGAAGGUGAUGAAGAGCGGCGCUCCCAGGCCAUCUGUAGUCUGGUGCGGGGGCCGCCUCUGUUAAAACCGCUCGUCGCCGACAUCGUGAAUGGUAAGCUCCAAGCGACGCGCCUCAAACAGCGACUGGAAGCUGCCAAGUCCGAAGCGGCGGCGUUGGGGAACGACGAUUCGAGUUGGGAUACGGUAGAAUUAGCGAAGAAGGUCGAACGAGCUUUAGCUUUGGAAUUGUGGUGCUCGCGGCAACCACCUCUCACCACUUUCUUGAAGGAGGACCCGGCCCACCUACUAAGAGCUCUAUCCUCAUCAAAACACGGUUUGCUAGAUGUCGCUCAAGAUCUGACAUCACCAGGCGCGCCUCUGUGGGCGCCGAUGCGGUGCGCGCGUCUCAGUAGUGCAAUCAUGAACGGUGACGAAGACGACUUCGGGGACCGGGACCUGAAAGUGGGACAGGCUUUGAUGACCGUGACGUGGCCGUUGCCCUCUUCACCUACAACUUCUGGGGAAGAAGCUCGCGCCGCGAUGCUCAAGGCGGAUUCGAUAGUGCGGGGCUGGGCUUUAAGAGCCGUGGAAAACGGAGGCGCGAGAGCGGGUGAUGAUGUGGCGGACCAACUCCAAGAGACGGCGUCACGCUUUGAAUCACGAAGCGGCUCGACAGCCAAAACGGCCGAAAAAUCACAUGCUAUCAAACGAGGCGCGAAGACCGGCACCGAGAAGGCUACUUCAGAAUCGGACUUCUGGAAACUCGUGAGAGUCGCCAAGGCGUCGGUGGCCGUCCGCACGGUCGUGGUCGAGGACGACGAAGAGGCACCGUCUCCAGCAGCGUGGAAGGGCGGGAGCAUGCCCAUCAGUGACGAGGGCGACGCGGCCACGUGCAUGAGUGAACAAGGCGGUCACGUCGUCGGCUCGCAGCCUCUAUCAUCGUCCGUGGAGUUUGAGGUGCUCAUGUGGGGCGGCGGGAGAUUAGGUGUUUUUGAAGGCAGUGAACCUACGACCCUGGAAGCGGGCUACUUCGACGACCAGGGAUGGGGGUUAGGAGAGGGCGGUGUUCAUAGGAAGGGCAAGGUGUUGCGAGGGGUAGAAGGCUUCGAGCUCAAGUCGGGAGACAAGGUCACGGUGACCCACGAGGCUUCUCAAAAAAUCCUGACGUGGAAGGUGAACGGCGAGGACAUGUUGAAGUUGGCGUGUCGGAAGGUCAACGGGCCUGUCGUACCGUGUGCUGCUCUACUCCAAGGUUCUGUGGUGCGCCUGACGUACCCUACUCCUGCUCAAGUUCAGAAACCUACAGAUCUGGAGGGAGCCGCCAAGGCCGCGUAUGCGUUAGAUCAGAAAACAUCCCAGGUGCUGCUAGCUUUGGAAGCGCAGAGCGAGAGAAAUGAGGCGAUGGAGCAACUGUGUCGGAGCGUCAAGGAGGCGGUGGCCAAGACCGACUACGAUAGUGCUAUAUCUUUCAGUCGUAAGGUCGACGGUUUGGAAGCAUGUUGUCAUUGGCUCGAGGACGAGCUCGAGGGCGAAGCGAACGGGCCGCAGUUCGCGCUCUGUAAAAGGGCAGCCCCGGAGCCCGCGUUCCGCGGCUACGCGAUUCGCAGCGCGCGGUGCCGCGAGAACAGUGUGGUAACUGAAGAGGGAGAUGACUCACCGACGAAAGUCGAGCUGCGGUGGCGAGCGCUAUGUCGGGCCCAGGUCCGCGUGGCGCGCUUGGAGACGUUGAUCCAAGAAAAGUUUUCCGAGGAAGCCACUGAGAGAGAAUUGGAGGGCGUCGAGGAGGAACAAGAAGAGGAAGAAGAGCAAGCCACGCCGCGCGUCGACGCCUACGUCGAAUUCAGUCGGGAGUGCGGCCUGCCGCGGCCCUCCGUGAACGAGGCCGCGGCGCUAGCGGCGCGGUUCGGAAGAGGCUGGCUCCGCCUGAAGAAGGCGUGUGGGAGCGUCCGAAACGCCGAGACGGCGCUCCUGUUCCCGAAGGACCCCAUCCAAUUGCCCCGUAAAGAGGUAGAGGACGAGGAAGAAGAGGAGUCAGAACAGCCGCUCGAGGCCUCGACGGACCCGGACCACGUCUGGGGCCCGCCCGAAGCCCAAGUCAUCAAAGCGCCGAAGAGCGCGCGCAAACAGACUGCUUCGUUAACAGCGGUCUGGGCCGACCUCGCGCCCUUGCUAUGUUGUCGCAGCGACGAGCCGCUCGACACCGAGGCCAUCGCCUCUGUCGUGGAUGAGGCCCUCCAAACUACACAAUGUGCGGCCUUCGACGUCAUGAACGCUCUGUCUGCCGUCACUGGCGACGUGCAAGCGACGACUAACUCAAAGCCAGGCUGGCGGCCAAACGGGAAAUUGGAUUUACACAGAGACUCGUCGGCGGCGGCGAGGAGCCGGGGCGAAGGCACUCGUCAUGACGAGGAGGAGACGAGACAGCAGACGCCCUGCGAGCGGAUUGCGGAGCUGGGUCUGGCGAAGGCGAUCCGACAACACUCGCGCUUCGCUCUGAGUGGAGACGCCUUCGCGGCGCACGUUUCGAAAGUGAUGGGUUGUGAGAGUGAAGAUGCUGAUUCUCUACAGCAAUUAGCCGACGACUGGGACUAUGGGAAUGUGCCCGAUCCUUUGGUGAGGGCAUUACGGAGGGCCGGUUUUGUGGACGCUGAUGACAGCUCAGAGCCAUCGUCCGGGAACGCUUUGGAAGCGCCCUUGGUGAACGGUGAAAUGAAUAAAGUGUUGUCCUUUGAUGAUUUCCAUGCUGCUUUGGCCUCGGAGCGCUUCGGAUGUGUACAAGCGCCCGAUUCACUCAAGAAGUUAAUUGAAGCGCGGUUCCGGCCUUCUAGCAAGGCCCAGGGGAUCGUCGUCGGUGCUUUUUUGGACUGGAUUCUGCCGAGGGGUACGGGCUUGCCGCUGCAAGUCAACGACGAAGUCGUGACAGUGGACGCGCGCGGCACGGUGGGAGACGCUCGUUUAAGGAUCUCCCGCAACGAAGGCACGCUGAAAUGCGACGGGAGUAUUGUACCGAAAUCAGGAGACCACCGGGCGGCGUUCCUCGUCUUCACGUCCGAUGAUAUCGAGUUUGUAGAGCGCACGAAGACGACGACGAGGUCACACGGCUUCAUCCGGAGACCGCCCCCGCGCACGAAGGAGGCCAUGGACCACGCCUGGAAUAAUAGAGAUCUGAAAAAACCUCAUCAUUGGUCGAAGCUGUGCAUCGCCGCAUUUCUGAAGCGCAAGGGGUAUGAUGAUGAGCUCAUUGAGGCCUUUGAAGAGAGAGCCGUGGAUGGUUAUAUGUUAUUUGGGAGAGGCAAGGAGUCGGUCGCUUCUUUAGCAUCAUUGGAGGCGUGGGGUGCUGACGACCCGGAGCCGUUGCGAACUGACCUGAUCAAGGUAAGAUUAUUAGCGGAAGGGCACAACGACCCGACGGAACGAGCGAAAGUGCUCCAAGAGUGCGGCUACGACCUAAGUAGGCGGAACGGCGACGUCGUCGAGCAAGCUCAUAGUGGCGUGUCUGAGAAAGUACAGGAGCGGCGGGCUGUCCAGAGAGCCGUGGACAAGCUGAAGAUCGCGUCGCGCGAGACGCCUUUAGAACCGACGUUCAAGAACACGGCCAUGGCGCGCGUGAAGGAAAUUGUUGAUGGGGAAGAUGCGGAGACCGUCGGCGCGCUGCGCGAACUCGCCGAGGACUGGCUGAAGUCGAGGAUGCCCAAGCCCAAGAAGGUCGCGCGGCGAUUGCCGAGGCGGCCGAAGCGCGGCGUGCUCGUUUCUGCGGCGCCGGUGAAGCCUCAGCCUCCAGCGCCGGCGCCGCGGCCGCCCGACGAGGCGCAACGCGGCGUCGCCGGAUUAUUUUCGUUUGCGGCAGCUAGACAGGCCUUCCGCCAGUACUCCGGUGAUGGUUUGACGGGUGUUCACGACGCGACGUGGCGCGACGCCUGUAGAGCUGUCUCCGAAUUAGUGGACGAGUCCGGCGACGCGACGCCCGUCUUCCUCGCCGAGUUCACCAGUCAGUUGGAGCUUGAUUUGGGUGCGGACGUGCGGCGGCCGGUCGUGGACAUGGAUGAGCCGAUCUGGUAAGUACUAGUAC
Messenger RNA from Pelagomonas calceolata, 5628 nucleotides. The record is from the annotation of a GenBank genome assembly. Lineage: Eukaryota; Pelagophyceae; Pelagomonadales; Pelagomonadaceae.